Clupea harengus (Atlantic herring) is the source of this 3382-nucleotide messenger RNA. It is a transcript of the gene qpctla, whose product is annotated as glutaminyl-peptide cyclotransferase-like a. Gene Ontology annotation, molecular function: glutaminyl-peptide cyclotransferase activity; zinc ion binding. Lineage: Eukaryota; Metazoa; Chordata; Actinopteri; Clupeiformes; Clupeidae. The record is from RefSeq and is a predicted model, not a curated record.
ACCAAUAAGGUGUCUGGACGGCUGUGAAAGGAAGAGAAGAAGUCAGCUGGCUCUUCAGAAGAGAUUUCAUUGCAGUUGCAUCGAAAUCGGAUUUGUUAGACAUCUGUUUUCCAUUAUUUUUAUUUUCAAUUAUUUCAGUCAUGUGCGUGUAUGCUAUAACAUAUCAGAACACUAUGGUAAUGUCUAGGUUUUGGUAAUAAGACGUCGCAAUUGUUUGAGAAGUGGCUUCCUAGCUAAGGUUAGUUAGCGUGUGGCUUGAAGGUUUGAAUGGUCGUUGUCUCGUUAUAACAAUGCAUGGGCAUGUAGUAUGAGAGUGAGUAUACGAUAUUUCUAAUAGCAAAAAAGGAUAGGAUAGCAAAAUAGGACAUUCAGAAUACUGAUGAUUUGUUUCAAAUGCAAAGCUGGUGCUUUGGAAUUGACAUGGCUGAUAAGAUGCCGUUGAUUGCAGGGCUUUUCCGUUUCCCAAAUCUCUUGGCGGCCUGUUGUCAUUUUCUACUGACGUGUUCAAAGCACACGUAGGUAUAUAGUCGAGUGGUUGCAGCUGACAGGACGGAUUUCCGUUGUACUGUGUUCUAGGAGAAAAAGUUGGUCAGUCAUCUGUGUGCCAAGAUGCCCAGAAAUAGUUCUAGGUACAAAGCACUACAAACAGGCAGCGGUGGCACGAUUUGUGACCAAGUCCGCAUGCCUCGUAUGCGGGUUUUGGUCGGUUGUCUCUGCGGUGCGUUUGCACUUGCCAUGGUCUUGGGAAUAUACCUGGCAAGUGAGUCAAGUGACUCCAGAAUUCUGGCUGCAGAUCUUACCAAAGACAAGCUCAAUCAUAAAGCUAGCAAGUUAACCCUGGCCCAGGUGCGCAAGCUAGCUGCUCAGGUAGACAUAUCACGUCUGUGGGAGAAACAUCUGAGGCCGUUCUUGAUAGUGAGGCUCCCAGGAACUCCAGGCAGCCAGGCUGUGAGACAGCACAUAAAGGCCCAGCUGGCAUCCCUACUGACGGGCUGGACAGUCGAGGAGGACUCCUUCACGUCCCCCACUCCGCAAGGCCUGGUCACCUUCACCAACGUCCUGGCUGUGCUUGACCCCUCUGCCCCUCGCCGCCUCCUCCUGGCAUGUCACUAUGACUCCAAGUUCUUCAACCCCGAUCCUAAACACCCGAAACGCGUGUUUCUGGGUGCCAGCGACUCUGCUGUUCCCUGUUCCAUGAUGCUGGAACUGGUCACAGUUCUCGAUGUCCAGCUGAAUGCCCUUAAGCAACAGCGGGCUGCUGUGACCCUUCAGUUAGUCUUCUUUGAUGGAGAAGAGGCAUUCGAGGAGUGGACAGACACUGAUUCUAUCUACGGCUCUCGCCACCUGGCUGAGCGCAUGGCCCGCACGCCAUACCCCUCCGCCUCUUCUCAAACCAACUUACUGCAAGCCGUGGAUCUGUUUGUUUUACUGGACCUGCUGGGUGGGCCUGAUCCACUGAUAGUCAAUCACUUUGACAACACAGCUCACUGGUUCGACCGCCUCAUAGCUGCAGAGAAGCGAUUACACAGGCAGGGCCUGCUGUUUUCCCACCCGUCUGAGCAGAGCUACUUCAGGAAAGACGUGUAUCUGGGCCCUGUGCAGGAUGACCAUAUCCCCUUCUUGCAUAGGGGUGUGCCUGUGCUACACGUGAUUCCCACACCAUUUCCCCCAUUUUGGCACAAACUGGAUGACGAUGAGGAAAGAAUGCACCGGCCCACUGUGGAGAACCUCACGAAGAUCAUGGCCAUCUUCUUAGCAGAGUACUUGGGACUUUGAACAGACGCACAAAGCUUGACUCAGGAACUCAGUAAUACUGAGAGUACGCACCUCUGUGUCUCCCAGAGUUGUGAGGAAGUGUCUGAAUGUCCAGGGACAUCUGUGAAGCAAUACAACUUAAAUGUGGACGGAAACAUUUACAGGGAGAACUAAAUUUGGUGUUCAGCGUAACAUCGGUGCUGAUUCUAAUUGAAUAGUGAUUUAUGUUGUCGAGUUGUGGGAAGAUUUUGAACAGACAGCUUGCCUUGUUCAUGGUUGAUUUCACCUCGGUGCACUAGUGGUUGUCCCUGAUGUCUCGUCCCAAAGUGCCAAAGUCAUGUCUGGACCCUUCAGACUGGGUGUGCGCUAACCUUUUAACGGUACUACAGCCAACAAAAACACGAACUGGAAAGAGUUACCUGUGAAAUGCUGAAUACUUUUUUCUACCUUUUGGUGGAUUGUUACAAAUGCCCUGAAUCAGCACAGCCCCCCUCUUACUUUUUUGCAACUCAAGCUACAAGUGUGUUUAGGGUUGACAAAAUGAUGAGAAAUCUUUUCCCCUAGAAUUUUAUAAUAUUAACAAAUUUCCCUUCUGUGCUUCUCAUACAUGUUAUUCUGUGUGGUGUUGUAGUCUCAUCGUUGUUUUCAUACAGGUUUCACAUCUAGAUCAUGGGUUAGCUGAACUUAAAAGAAAAUGCGAAGGUGUCUGGCACUGAUCUGUGCUAUAAAUUCUACCCUUUGAUAUAAGGAUGUAGACAUUUUCUCAAAUUGACUUGAUAAGUAAACUACAAUUGAGUAGUAGUAGAAUCACAUUCCUGGACAUUUAUUCUGUGUAGUCAUGAUAAAAUUAAACAAAUGAUAGCGGAAAACUAUAUAUUAUCAAAGAAAGGUCUAUUUAUAAUCUGUACUUGUUAUCUAAUAGGUGACGACUUAGUCAAACACUGGUAAGGACUGCUUUUAAAUUAAGCCUUUGUAAGUGUACACAAUGAUCUACCACUUUUACUUACAAUACGUUUUAGUUCAAAUUUGUCUAUAUGUACGUCACCUUAUGCCAUUAACAGCCUGUUUUUUCUUGGCGUUGAAGGCAGCUGAAAGUUAAGUUUACACAGGAAAUAAAUAAAUAUACACACACAGGUCCUUACUGUAGCUUUCUUUUAAACCUUAAGCUACAGUUUACUCAACAACCUGUCAUUGCCUUAUUUAUAUAUAAUGUUAUUAAACUGGUCACAUUAUAUCAUGGAUUACAUUUUCAUAACACAUUGGUUGCAUUGUUAGUCAAUUUGAAAUUUACCUGAUCAACAGCAGCAGCAGUAUACCUUGCAGUCAUGACUACUGCAGUGAACCUUUGUGCAUGGGCAAAAAAAGAAGAGAACAUACUUCUCUGUUUGCAUAACUAUAACCACAUUGUCAUACCAGUUUCUGCUUUUGGAGACUUGGGAUUUGAAUAGAAUUUAGGCAAUGAUGAUCUGAUCAUACAAAGGUUUUAUAGGUCCUAGGUCUUUAUGGAAAGCAAAACCAUGUCAACAUCUGAUGAGCACUUGUAAAAGAUCACCUCAAAUGAGCGAUUGUUAUAAAUGUUUAUUACAAUGACAACUGUAUAUAAAAAAUAAAAUGCCUUUAAAAUGUA